AUGACAAACAUCCUAAAAACACAAGUUCAUGUGGUUGUAAUAUCUCUACUCAUCCAAAUAGCUUUCUCACAAGUGAAAACCGAUUUUGAUGUUAAUUGGUCUACUAUAAAAACAAUGGUGAGGAUCACAAACCGCCUUGGAGAUGGUUCGACCUUAAACCUUCAUUGCAAGUCCUCAGAUGACGAUCUUGGCCUCAAAAUCCUCGCUCCGAAUAGCUCUUGGUCGUUUAAGUUUAGACCAACUAUUAUUGUUGGAUCGACAAUUUUCUCUUGUCAUUUCACAUGGCCUGGACAAUCAAAAAGGUUUAACAUUUACGAUGAUGACAGAGAUGGUGUUCGUAGGGGUAUUCCAUGCAUCUAUUGUAUAUGGGAUAUAACCAAAGAUGGGCCGUGCAGGUUUAAUGAAAGUGAUCAUGCAUUUGAUAUAUGUUAUGAUUGGAAUGGAAAUCCAAGAUAAGAAUUUGUUGUGUUGCCAAUAAAUCUAGCUAUAAAAAUAAAAUUAGUUUGUUUGUUUACUUGCCCCAAUUCAUAUAUAUAUAAACUGUUGUUGUAUGGCUUUUAGUAUGAUCGAAAAAAAGAAGAAACCUUCGAAUUCGAUUUACGAAGAGAAAAAACAUUGUAUAUAUGGUAAUAUGCUAAAUUAAAAGAAACUAAAUUGACCAACGACCUGUAAUCUCAUA
This is a messenger RNA of Arabidopsis lyrata subsp. lyrata, 679 nucleotides long. RefSeq names its product S-protein homolog 3. The transcript has a single exon. The coding region runs from base 1 to 456 and encodes 151 amino acids. NCBI's taxonomy places the organism in Eukaryota, Viridiplantae, Streptophyta, Magnoliopsida, Brassicales, Brassicaceae. The record is from RefSeq and is a predicted model, not a curated record.